GCAUCCAGGGCAAAUCGGGAUUCCAGACUUGAUUUGCUGAAGGGGGAAAAAGGGCGGCCAGAACCAGCUGAAGGGACAUCUUUGUACGAUCGAAGUUUGAGCUGAGGGCGUAAACAUCACUGUGUACAUAGUCGUUCGAAAAGUACCGAGUUUGGCCAACCGUCUUUCGGAACUCGACCGAACAGCAUGCACACAGAUUCCGUGAUCUGCUCAGGAAGUGUCCUUGCGUAAUUUUGGAACGUCCCCCUAUGCGAUGCACAGCCAGUGGCGAGAAUACAUUUCUAUUUCUGGAACUAGUCGGUUCGAAGGUUUUACUGCAUCAGGUUGCGUGUCGAAGAGCCCUGAAGAAAAUCCGUCCAGUAGUUGGAAUCAGUUUUUCAAAUGAUUUACCAUUGGAACGUUUAUUUAUUGACCCUGGCCCUAGUGCCUGUCGUUUUUUGCUUGGAUCUGAAAUUGGUGCAAACGCUGUGCAGACACGGCGACCGCGCGCCUCUUGAAAACAACGCUAAGUGGUACCCAACGGAUCCUUACAUCGAUGAAAAGUAUGAACCAGUGGGACACGGCGGAUUGACCGUGGAGGGUCGUAACCGGUCCUUCGCCUUGGGUCAGUUCUUUCGACGAAAAUAUUUUCAACAAUUGAACCUAUCCGAGUACUCGGAGAGCCUCUUCAUGGCCCGUUCAUCGAGCUUAGAGCGAUGUCUGCUGUCAGCGCAAGCUGCUUUGCUCGCUCUGUUUCCGGGCAGUAAAUCGAUUCCGAUUCAUCAUCAAAUAUUUUCAGAGGAUCUGCUUUUUCUGGGAGUUUUUAUUUGUCCGGCAGCUGGCGCUGACAAGGCUCUGGCCGAUAGAACACUUCAGAAAUUAGAUGGAUUUGGAAAUUGGACUUAUCUGCGGGAAUACAUUAGCCAAUAUUUGGGUCUCAACGCGACCAGAUAUCACGCUCUCUUCCUUUUCGACACGCUGAGGGCUCAGAGCUUAAUGGGGCUGCAACUGCCUAUCUGGACGAGAAAGAUGUACCAAUCCGGUGAGCUUGAAACAGCUGCCGCCUACGAAUACCUUUUGCAAAGCUACACUUUGAGGCUUAAAAGGAUGAAUGGAGGCAUGUGGAUCAGAGAGUUCAUUAAAAAUAUGGACGACGUGGCAAGUGAGAGGAACUCGUCCAAGAUGCUCCUUUAUAUGGGUCACGAGGUCAAUAUAGCAGGUCUUCUUAGCGCGCUGGAUAAGUUUUACCUCCACGUGCCGAAGUUCAGCAGCUGUGUUAUUGCCGAGUUACACAAGGACCCUCGGAACGAUCAGCACUACGUGAGACUGUUCUACAAAAAAUCCGAGGAACUUGAAGAGCUUCCCAUAUCAGGGUGUUCGAUACCCUGUUCGUUGGUACAUUUCAAAACUCUGACCAGGCACCUCACCCUGAGAGAUCCCUCACUAGAAUGCGGAUGGAACACACCGUAAAUUGAUCUUGAGUAAUUUUACGUCAACAAUUUGUACGACUUGAUUUUUAGAUUAGUUGAAGGCAAAUUGAGGGAAUUUGUCAACUAUGCGUAAAUUGUUGAUUUUCCGUUAAAGAUCCGUGAUUUGUGGAUGGUCUACCGUUGUUUCUUCAUCUCUCGCGUAUCAGAUCUUUCACAGAAAUAAAGUUGUUCCUUGGGAGUUACGGAUACUAGGCUGCAGCAGUAUUAUCCGUUAUAAAAAUAUGAUAUGACCGAUGAUCCAGUGGCUCGAUGCAGAGAAAAAUUUCAGGAUGGGAGGAACUAGGCUACAAUUUAGAGAGUUGAACGUUACAGUUUUGUGUUGAUGAAUUUAUGAAAGUAAUUUUGAAGCGAAAACUUUAUCAGGUGAUUUGAAACUCGAUGAGGCGAAAUGAAACGACUAUAGAUGUAACGAAAUGAAACUACUAUCGAUGAAACGAAUAAUUAUUCUACUCCUGAUACUGCAUUCUCCUCAUUCUCUCGCAGUUUAUUCUAUGAAGGUUUCACUUCUACCACGUGUGAACUGCGCGCAUGUU
Messenger RNA from Neodiprion fabricii, 2002 nucleotides. RefSeq names its product venom acid phosphatase Acph-1-like. Gene Ontology annotation, molecular function: phosphatase activity. The coding region runs from base 382 to 1449 and encodes 355 amino acids. The record is from RefSeq and is a predicted model, not a curated record. Gene Ontology annotation, biological process: dephosphorylation. The transcript is spliced from 8 exons. NCBI's taxonomy places the organism in Eukaryota, Metazoa, Arthropoda, Insecta, Hymenoptera, Diprionidae.